AUGCCGGACAGCGUCUUGCUCGCCAUCGUGGCGCUCGCUGUCGUAUCGGCAUGGAUGGCGUUCUCUCUCGCUCGACGCAACCAGCCAUCCAUGCAAGUAGCCUUGCCGCCGUCGUCCUACGCGCCUGUCGUCCACGCAGCAAGCCGGGCCACCGAGAACGACGCGCAGCAACGGAAUUCUGCCGACGACGACUACUGGUCCGGCCUGCCGGACGACCUCCUGUUCACCAUCAUGUCGUCGCUGGACGUCCCCAGCCUCCGGCGAGCCGGUGCCGUCUGCAGGUCCUGGCGCGCGGCGCACAACGCCUUCUGCCUCCCCGCGCUGGAGCGAGCGUCGUGCCUGUUCUACGCCUGCGAGGAGUACGGGCCCAACGACGCCGCCCUCUACAGCAUCGCCACCGGCUCCACCUUCCGUGUCCCCUUCCCGGGGCCCCCGCACGAGAAGCGGGGCUUCACCUUCGCGUGCCACGGCGGCUGGCUGUUCACCACCGACGAGGUCGGCGACCCAUAUCUCCUCAACCCGGUCACCGGCGUCCAGGCAGCUCUCCCGCCGGUCAAGACAAUCUACAAAAAUCACGAAUUCUACGACGACGGCGGCAAGCAUGUCCAUCCUGCUGAUCCCGAGGACGGGAUCAUGCUACCCUAUGUCUUCUAG
Molecule: messenger RNA, 654 nt
Organism: Aegilops tauschii subsp. strangulata
Lineage: Eukaryota; Viridiplantae; Streptophyta; Magnoliopsida; Poales; Poaceae
Source: RefSeq, a predicted model, not a curated record